Molecule: messenger RNA, 720 nt
Organism: Protopolystoma xenopodis
Lineage: Eukaryota; Metazoa; Platyhelminthes; Monogenea; Polystomatidea; Polystomatidae
Source: the annotation of a GenBank genome assembly
AUGACGCUGACGGCAGAUAGCUCAACUGCUGCGCGUUUGAUGCCUGCUCGUCAGCACCGCGCUGCCCGCUUACCAGCUUGCAUGGUGGCGGAUCUACACCGAGGCCUGUUCCUGCCCUCAAAGGAAGAGGUUGUAGCAAUCUCAGACUGUCUUGGCGACACAAUUCGCCCUCAAUUCCUCGACUCCAACGUCCGCGUGAGCAUCGAGGCGGUGCAGAACGAGACUGUCCGAUUGUCAUGUGAGGCUCUUGGUGAUCCGCGUCCCCAGUUCACUUGGUACCGACGUGAUGUCGUCAUUCUGCAACCCAGCAUGGAUGUGCCCUCCUUGCCCUCGGGCUCAGCUGCUUCCGGGUCAGAUGUCGUCUCUCUGGGCUACCAGGAGGUUGGCGGUCUCCCGGUGGCCAACCUCUUCGAUCGGUCCGCCAUGCAGCCCGGAGAUCUCGAUCUGGAGGCCUACCGUUCGGUGAGCGGCGGCAACGCUGGCGCCGUCAACAGCGCUUCUAUCGGCGCAAACCGGAUGCGAUUGACGAUGAACAUGGCUGCGCUACGCGGGGGCCAAGUGUUGCAAUUGGCCAAUGUUCAACCGAGCGACGUGGAUGAGUACACAUGCACAGCAAACAAUGGCGGCGGACCGAUUGAGAAGCGCUUCAAUCUGACCGUGAUUGGUGAGUUUCAUGCACACACUCGAGAGAAGUGGCUUGAUCUCGUUUUCGCAAUUUGA